Messenger RNA from Candoia aspera, 1565 nucleotides. RefSeq names its product potassium inwardly rectifying channel subfamily J member 13 (gene KCNJ13). Gene Ontology annotation, biological process: potassium ion import across plasma membrane; regulation of monoatomic ion transmembrane transport. The record is from RefSeq and is a predicted model, not a curated record. The transcript has 2 exons. NCBI's taxonomy places the organism in Eukaryota, Metazoa, Chordata, Lepidosauria, Squamata, Candoiidae. Gene Ontology annotation, cellular component: plasma membrane. Bases 23 to 1120 code for a protein of 365 amino acids. Gene Ontology annotation, molecular function: inward rectifier potassium channel activity.
UUUUACUUUUCAUUUUCAGAAGAUGAGGACAGAAGUGAUAGAAGGCAACAACACCAAACCUAGUGCUCCUCUGCUGGCUCAACGGUACCCAAGAAUGGUCACUAAAGAUGGCCACAGCACACUCCAGAUGGAUGGUGCCCAAGGAAAAGGACUUGCAUACUUAAAAGAUGCUUGGGGAAUACUAAUGGAUAUGCGCUGGAGAUGGAUGAUGUUGGUAUUUUCUGCUUCUUUUGUCCUCCACUGGCUUGUUUUUGCAAUUCUCUGGUACUUCUUAGCUGAAAUGAAUGGGGAUCUGGAGAUUGAUCAUGAUGCCCCACCUGAAAACCAUACUAUUUGUGUAAAGUACAUCACUAGCUUUACAGCUGCUUUUUCCUUUUCACUGGAGACACAGCUCACUAUCGGUUAUGGCACAAUGUUCCCAAGUGGAGACUGUCCAAGCGCAAUUGCUCUACUUGCUAUACAAAUGGUACUGGGUCUAAUGCUGGAGGCCUUUAUCACAGGUGCAUUUGUAGCAAAAAUUGCCCGACCAAAGAAUCGAGCUCUCUCCAUCCGGUUCACUUAUCUUGCAGUCGUAACACACAAAGAAGGAAAGCCAUACUUAAUGUUCCAAGUGGCUAAUACUCGCCCAAGUCCACUCACCAGUGUUCGGAUUUCUGCAGUUCUUUAUGAAGAGCGUGAAACUGGUCAACUGCAUCAAACUACUGUGGAUUUCCAUUUGGACAGCAUCACUUCUGAAGAGUGCCCAUUUUUUAUUUUUCCCUUGACCUAUUACCAUUCUAUUACACCGUCAAGUCCUCUAGCCAUUGUUCUACAAAGGGAGGCUCAUCAUCAUUUUGAGCUAGUAGUCUUCCUUUCAGCCACACAAGAAGGCACAGGGGAAACCUGUCAAAGGAGGACAUCCUAUCUCCCUUCAGAGAUUGUAUUACAUCACCACUUUGCUUCUAUGCUAGCUCGAGGUGCCAAAGGGGAAUAUCAGAUCAAAAUGGAAAAUUUUGAUAAAACAAUCCCAGAACUUCCAGCAGCAGACACUAAAAGUUCAAAAAGGACUGAAAUGGAGAUUCGCAUCAAUGGACAGCACAUUGACAGCUUCCAAAUCUGUGAGACUCAGAUGACAGAAUAAACUGUGAAUGCGUGCCAGUUUUUAAAAAAAAAACAAAAUGAAAUACCACUAUCAUAUCAAUGCCAUCUUUAUCCUCUCUAUUUUAUGUUUGUUUUAUUCUAUGAGUACCUUUGAGUUCAGAACAACAUGCAGAAUAAAGAGCAUAGUAUCCAUGUUACUGGAUGAGCCAUGGAACUGCACCAAAAAAACAGUCAGGGACAAGAGCCAUUGCACAAAUCCUUACAAAACAAAAAAUGCUACCUGCUGAAUUCAAUGGACUAUGAUUAAAACUGCACUGACCUAAAUAGGAGACUUUUGAAUUCAGAGAGCUGUUCAAGGAAUCUAAUUAAAUGCCAUGAGGGUGAAUACUAUGGCAAAAUGGACACAACUUUAUUAAAAAUAUCUCCACUAAAAGGAAUGUUCACCUGAAACUCCCAAGGUCCCACAGGUUUCUCAAAUCAACCUU